AUGGCGACUACCACAGCGCAUGUGCCGGAUCAGACGACAUACGAGGAGGCCCGAAAUGGCGCCGCCGCUUAUCUGCAGUCGCGACUCUUGGCGCAAGACCGUGUUGUCGACGAGAACUUCGAGAUUCCCAUUAUCGAUCUGACCCCUUCAUUCUCUGCUUCUCUUGAGGAUCGGCAAGUGGUAGCUGCACAGAUUCGUCGAGCCUGCACCACCUCCGGGUUCUUCUACAUCAGCAAUCAUCGCAUACCAGGAUCAGCCUGUGAUGGCAUCUUGCAUCAGGCUGAUCGCUUCAUGCACGAACUGCCGCUGAGCAAGAAAGAGGCUUUGCAUCUGAAGAACAACAAGUUUGGCUUGGGUUGGGAGCCGAGCGAGUAUACAUCCAUCGCUGGUGACAAGGAGGAGAAGGAAGUCUUCAACUUCGCAUACGAAGAGCGCCUGGACUUUUCUGGUGGCGAUGGCGAAUACAAGAAUCUCGACGGGUCAACCGAGAAGAGUAACAUGUGGCCUGAUGAACAAGACCUGCCGGGCUUUUAUGAAAACGUCCGUAAAUACUAUGGAGCUGUCCUCGAUCUCGCGCGUCACUUGUUCCGCCUGUUUGCGCUCUCUCUAGAUCUCUCUGAAGACUACUUCGACUCCAUGACUGGGCACCCAGGUGGUAUCGCACGACUUCUGUACUACCCGCCUCCCAAAACCCCUCUCACCAACAAUCUUACGCCAGCUCAAGAGGCGCAGAUCGGCCUCGGUGCGCACUCAGAUUACGAGUGCUUCACAUUGCUGCUCGCAUCGACCGUGCCAGGUCUCGAGAUCUUGAAACCUUCCGGCGAAUGGUAUAUCGCUCCGCACAUUCCCGACACCCUCAUCGUGAAUGUUGCUGACUUCCUCAUGCGCUGGACGAAUGGAUUGUAUAAGAGCACGGUGCAUCGCGUUGUAAACCGGACCGCGGAGGCAAGAUACAGUGUACCAUUCUUCUUUUCGGUGAACUAUGACACGGUGAUUGAGACGUUGCCGACGUGCCUGAAAGAGGGCGAGGAGAGUCCCUACAAGCCAAUCCGAGCGGGAGAAUACAUUCUGGAGAGGUUAAACGCGACGACGGCAUAUGGCGCAGGCUUUCAGCAGAAAGGGGAGUGA
Alternaria viburni is the source of this 1128-nucleotide messenger RNA. RefSeq lists its product as uncharacterized. The coding region runs from base 1 to 1128 and encodes 375 amino acids. The record is from RefSeq and is a predicted model, not a curated record. The transcript has 2 exons. Gene Ontology annotation, molecular function: dioxygenase activity. NCBI's taxonomy places the organism in Eukaryota, Fungi, Ascomycota, Dothideomycetes, Pleosporales, Pleosporaceae.